CAUCACGUGAGACGCGGGAAGUGUUAGGAAAGUUCAAGGUUGACAAUAAUUUCAAAAAUAUUACAUACUUGGUAAUCAUUUAACCUUUAACAUUUAGUAGUAAGUGUUAUCAUAAUAUUAUGUCCAGCCGAAUGUCAUUUUUAAAGUCGGGUAAAGGCAAAAUUAUUCUCGCCACUGUGUUUGCUUUGCAUCUUGCAAUUUACUUUGCUAAGCCGUCAUAUUUCAAGGACUCGACUGAAAAAAAAUCCAUUGAAGCACCGCCGAAGUACUUGCCAUAAAUCGGAAUGACCUUAUGCAAGACUUGGUACGGAAAUUGACAACUGUCAAAAAAAGUCAAAUUAAAUCGAUACUUAAAAAAUAUCCAUUCAUGAGGUAUAAAGGCGUGUUGUCAGUGAUUGCGCCUUACUUAGUCCGUAGAGGUGCUUCGAAAAACAUCGUCAGAACCAUGAGUAGUUCCGGAAAAUACCAAGUUUACGUCACUCGCUCAGAUAUGCCACAAUGUGGCAUAGAAUUACUUAAGAAACAGUGUGAUUUAAAAGUUUGGGAACAAGCAUCACCAUGUCCAAGACAAGAGUUGCUGAAACAUGUAGCUGGUGCCAACGGAAUCUAUUGUUCACUUACGGACAAGAUAGAUAAAGAACUGUUAGAUGCGGCAGGAUCUGGACUAAAGGUUGUGGCUACCAUAUCUGUGGGUCAUGACCAUAUUGAUGUGCAGGAAUGUAAAAAACGAGGUAUCCGGAUUGGUUAUACUCCAGAUGUCUUGACUGAUGCUACUGCAGAACUUACGUUGGCACUCCUCUUAUCCACAUCAAGACGUUUACCAGAAGCACAAAAUGAAGCAAGAACAGGUGGCUGGGUUUCCUGGGCUCCGACAUGGAUGACAGGACCAGGACUUGCCGGUGCCACUGUUGGAAUUGUUGGAUUCGGGAGAAUAGGCCAAGCAGUUGCUAGAAGAGUGAAAUCUUUUAAUACUGCAAAAAUUAUUUAUUUCAACCGCAGUGUAAGACCUGAGGCCGAAGAAGUUGGUGCAGUUAAAGUAACAUUUGACGAAUUACUCACUCAGAGCGACUUUGUGAUAUGUUGCUGUGCAUUAGUACCUGAAACUAAAGAAAUAUUCAACAAAACAGCAUUCGAAAAGAUGAAACGAACUGCAAUUUUUGUGAACACAAGUCGAGGUGGGACUGUUGACCAGGAUGCAUUGAUAGAGGCUUUACAAAAUAAUACUAUUCGAGCUGCAGGCUUAGAUGUGACUACUCCUGAACCUCUACCUUUAGAUAGUCCAUUAUUUAAGCUAAAGAAUUGUAUUGUACUACCUCAUAUAGGCAGUGCUUCAAUCGAAGCUAGGAACACAAUGAGUGAACUCACAGCUCAAAAUAUACUGGCCGCUUUAAAUGACACUAAAAUGCCAGCUGAACUUAAGUAAACUUAUACAAAACUGUUAUCUAUUUGUA
Molecule: messenger RNA, 1451 nt
Organism: Papilio machaon (common yellow swallowtail)
Lineage: Eukaryota; Metazoa; Arthropoda; Insecta; Lepidoptera; Papilionidae
Product: glyoxylate reductase/hydroxypyruvate reductase
Exons: 3
Coding region: 293-1423 (376 amino acids)
Cellular component (GO): cytosol
Molecular function (GO): NAD binding; glyoxylate reductase (NADPH) activity; hydroxypyruvate reductase (NADH) activity
Source: RefSeq, a predicted model, not a curated record